GACCCGUUAACCCCCGUCAAGUCUUCAGCUCGCCUCCUCCGCCUCGGCCCACCGAUCCGCACCCGCACCCACCCCGGCGAGCUCUCUCGCCUCCUCUCCUCUGGACGCUGCGGCCGCCGCGCAGCUAGCGCCCCCGUUUCCAGAGGCGAUGGCGGAGGAGCUGGUGCUGGACACGGCGAUCCGGGACUGGGUCCUGGUCCCGCUCUCGGUGGUGAUGGUCCUCAUCGGCGUGCUCCGCUACUUCGUCUCCAAGCUCAUGCGCUCCCCGGCUGCCUCCCCAUCCCCCGACCCCAAGCUCGUCAAAGAAGGGCAGGUGGUCGUCAGGGCGAGGAACCUGAGGACCAACGCGCAGUUCAUCCCGGCCAAGGCCUUCAAGGCACGCAAGGUUUAUUACACCAACGAGGAAAGCGGAUUACUUCAUGUUCCGAAGGAAGAGGCACAGAAGGCUCAGGCAGCCAUGUUUUCAGAUCCAAACAUGGCCAUGGACAUGAUGAAGAAGAAUCUAUCCAUGAUAGUUCCGCAGACACUUACGUUUGCAUGGGUGAACUUCUUCUUUUCAGGUUUUGUUGCAGCUAAAAUUCCCUUUCCAUUAACUCAAAGAUUCAGGGGAAUGCUGCAAAAUGGGAUUGACCUGAGUACUGUUGAUGUCAGCUAUGUUAGCAGCCGUUCAUGGUACUUCCUCAAUUUAUUCGGCUUGAGGGGUCUCUUCAGUCUGAUCCUUGGUGAAGAAAACGCAACUGAUGAUGCACAAAAGAUGAUGCAGAUGGGUGGUGGAUUUGGAGGUAACCCCGCAAUGAGUUUGGGUGCAGAGAAAGACAACCUGGAUAUCAUCCAGCAUGACUGGGCUUUACCGAAGAUGGAGCGGCACGCUGAAGAUGUGUUGAAGAAGCUGUUGAAGAAAUGAUGUGAACAAACAACUAGGCUUCUGCAAAGCAUCACCACAUCUUGCAACUUUUUGUUGUAGCCUGUUGAUUGACCAGAAAGUUUUUACAUUUCUAACUGUAUUAUUUAUGAUCAUAACUUUCUACGAAGCUGGAGGCCUUCUAGGUUCAGAAAAACUUUGGUAUUUUGGUACUUAAGUAGAAAAGAUGUAAUUUUGUAAACAUGUUUCUCCUGUUAUGGUUUUCCCUGCUGAUUGAAUCUGUCAGGUUUGUGUUAUGAUAUAGUGCGUUUCAGGUUA
Messenger RNA from Phragmites australis (common reed), 1180 nucleotides. RefSeq lists its product as uncharacterized. Gene Ontology annotation, cellular component: membrane; EMC complex. The record is from RefSeq and is a predicted model, not a curated record. Bases 149 to 904 code for a protein of 251 amino acids. Gene Ontology annotation, biological process: protein folding in endoplasmic reticulum. NCBI's taxonomy places the organism in Eukaryota, Viridiplantae, Streptophyta, Magnoliopsida, Poales, Poaceae. The transcript is spliced from 8 exons.